Molecule: messenger RNA, 3784 nt
Organism: Urocitellus parryii (Arctic ground squirrel)
Lineage: Eukaryota; Metazoa; Chordata; Mammalia; Rodentia; Sciuridae
Source: RefSeq, a predicted model, not a curated record
GAGCAAGGGAAGGAGAUGUGCUGGCCUGGGUCUUCCUUGGGCUCACCGGUUCUCUCUCCAGGGUUCAACUCUACCACCAAUGUGGUGGUGCUGGCCGGCACCAACCGCCCUGACAUCCUUGAUCCAGCCCUGAUGCGGCCCGGCCGGUUUGAUCGCCAGAUUUACCUUGGCCCCCCUGACAUCAAAGGCAGGUCCUCCAUCUUCAAGGUCCACCUGCGUCCUCUCAAGCUGGAUGAGAGCCUCAGGAAUGAUGCCCUGGCAAGGAAGCUGGCAGCACUCACUCCAGGCUUCACUGGUGCUGAUAUCUCUAACGUGUGCAAUGAAGCAGCCCUGAUUGCUGCCCGCCACCUGAGUGCUUUUGUCCAGCAGAAGCAUUUUGAGCAGGCCAUUGAGAGAGUCAUCGGAGGCUUUGAGAAGAARACUCAGGUCUUGCAGCCCAGUGAAAAGACAACCGUGGCCUACCAUGAGGCAGGGCACGCAGUGGUAGGCUGGUUCUUGGAGCAUGCAGACCCCUUGCUGAAGGUGUCCAUCAUCCCCCGGGGCAAGGGGCUGGGGUAUGCCCAGUACCUUCCCCGUGAGCAGUACCUCUAUACGCGGGAGCAGCUUUUUGACCUCAUGUGCAUGAUGCUGGGCGGCAGGGUGGCUGAGCAGCUGUUCUUUGGGCAGAUCACCACUGGGGCUCAGGAUGACUUGAGGAAGGUYACCCAGAKCRCCUAUGCCCAGAUUGUGCAGUUUGGGAUGAGUGAGAAGCUGGGCCAGGUGUCCUUCGACAUCCCCCAGCAAGGUGAAGCCCUGGUUGAAAAGCCGUACAGUGAGGCCACUGCCCAGCUCAUUGAUGAGGAGGUGCGGCGCCUCAUCGGCUCUGCCUACGACCGCACCCUGGAGUUGCUGACUAGGUGCCGGGAGCAGGUGGAGAAGGUAGGCAAGCGGCUCCUGGAGAAAGAAGUGCUGGAGAAGGCCGACAUGGUGGAGCUGUUGGGCCCUCGGCCCUUCGUGGAGAAGUGCACCUAUGAGGAGUUCGUGGAGGGCACUGGUAGCCUGGAGGAGGAUACAUCGCUUCCUGAGGGCCUGAAGGGCUGGAACCAGGGACGGGAGGAGGGGGGCACAGAGCAGCACCUGCAGGAGAGCCCUGCAUAGCCUGUGCGCAGCCACCUGCAGGCACGUUGGCUGGGCUCUCAGGCAGCAGCUGCUACCCAGAGCUUUUGCAAAACAGCUGCCAGAGUAACUGGAAAACAAAUUAAAAUAAGUGACAACCCCAGACAGACAUCUUAGAUCAGGUGCUCACAGUCUAGAGAGGAGAGGGAGGGGAGUUGGCAGCCACCAGAGAGGAGGUGGCUGAAGGGGCAGAAGAGGUUCUCCAGCCCUUGGACCUCAUUCCUAGGGUGACUUUGGUCAGAGGGAGAGACAUCUGGGCUCUGACCCGUGGGAGCCAAGGAAGGACAAGAAUCUUCCUGGGGAGCCCUGGGUGUAGUGGCCACUAGGAAUCUGGAUCUUGUGGUGGAGACAGGCCCUCAGUGUCCUAGUGAGCCUGUCCGUGGGGAGGUGUGAAGGUGGGUUGUCUCAAAGUGGCUUGGAGGAAGAGUCUGGCCCAGCACAGAUACCCCAAGGUUUGGUGAGGCAGAGUAAAGAAAAGGAAGUGGUAAGCCAGUUAGUUACCAGGGACACCUGGGUCCACAGUGGCCAUUGUAUGGGGGAGAGUGGUUGUUUGGUAACCAAAAAGGAAACAUCACCACACUUGCAUCCCUGAGUUGAAGGCAGGGGUCACAGGGCGCCAUCUGGGGCCUGGGCCCUGUGGCAGCAGCAUCCUUUAAGCUUAAGGGAGACUUGGGUUCUCACCGGAGCCUGGCCCAGGGUGGGCAUGCCUUACUGACCAAGAUGAAUAGAGAUUCUGCUUUCCCCAGAAUCCCUUGUGUGGAGGUUUAGGGGAGGAUCUGGGCUGAUCCCCCAUGGCCUCCCCUCAGCCCUGAGGGAGGGUUUGUAGGGCCUUGAAGCCUCUGCAGAUGCCGCCUCUAUUAAUCCUCCUCUAUCUUUUUCAAUAAAAAGAAGACUGGUUCCAGGUCGUGAGCUCCAGACCUCAUGAUGCCCUGAAUUGAAAGUGUCCCCCUUUCCUUGGUCCUGGGGUUUGAGGACCCCUACUGCUGGGGCUCAGUGUGGCUGAGUGGGCCUUAGUGAAAGUGGGCUUCCUCCUGUGUCACGGGUGUGGGUGUGAGCCAUUCCAGCUGGCAGGCGCAUCUGGCUCAGCUUGGCUGCUGGCCAGCGUCCUGGGUGCCCCUCUGAGAGGAGGUUCUGCUGCUGCCCCACACUCCAGACCCUGGCCAAACUCUGGCUUUCUAGGGACUGGCACUUUCAACUUCCACAGAUUGUAAAAUGUACGUUGUUGAAUUUUUAAAUCUCAGGCUCCACCUAGAUCAUGGUCUUCACCAAGUUGAGUUGAGGCAUCUGGGGACUUCUUGGGUUCCCUCUGAUGGAGGCCAAGGGUGCUCCCUCAACUCCAGGCCCCUGUGGUAGGGCCUCCAGGGUCCUAGUCUGCCUUGUGCAUUCAGGUCCUCAGGCCUCGGCACCUCUUUCUAACCACACCUGAGCUGCUCCUGGUAGAACACAGUCGGGCCAGCUCCUCGGUGUCUCCCUCUACCCUCUUUACCUAUUUGGUCCUGCUCAAGGUGUUCAGUAAUUAGCACAGUCUGUGUACAGGGUGGUGCCUUGGCAGUAGGAUAGAAUACAGUCUUCUUGUCCACCCCAACUCAGUGAGGUCAUCCUACAGUCCUGUGGGUGCUGCUCUUUCUGCCACAGAAGUCUCAUGCUAAAGAGUUGCCAGCAGAUGAGUGAGCCUAUAGGAGUCAGGAGCCAGCAGCCCUUUUCCCGGUUAGAACUGGGAGCAGGUAAGGCUAGUAGGGCCUGUGCUUGACCAGGGUCUGCAUCCAGGUCCAUGUCCUCAGCUGCCUGAGGGAAGGGAAUUUAUUAUGGGAUGUGUCAGAGAGUGUCAGGAGUCACCCCCUUCCCAGAAAGCACGAGUCUAUUUCUGAGUCCAAACAUAGAAGGCCUGGCUUUCUGCUAGGGGGGGUCCAAGCUUCCCUUCUGGAGCCUCAUAGGGCAACUUUGUGCUGAGGAAGAAUGCAAAUGUAUGGGCCAGGCAGAAAGCAGGUCAGACCUGGCUGGGCCUCAUCCCUGGCCUGCCAGUGGCCUUACUGUGGCUCUCUCAGGACAUGGCCCUGCUGGGAAGGUUGAUCGCCAGGGAGUAGACCACCUUUGUGGGCUUGUGUGGGCAGGACAUUUAUUCCAAAGAAUUCCUUUUGCUGUCUUAGGGCAUAGGAAUCAGGGCACUGUCCUUCAAAUGCAACCCAGCAAGCAGCCUGGCGCACAGUGCAGCUGGAGAGCGGCCAGCGCCCUCACCCACAGCAGCCUGGUGUGCCUGUGGCAUUUGGAAGGAAGAGCCUGGCUCAGGCCUUCUGAGGGUGGCUGGACUUUGAUCUCACUCAGUGUGCCCCCCAGUGGCUGCAGCAGAAAGGGUGGGAAGUGGGGAGGGAGCCCUGGGGCACACAGCUGCCUUGAUAAGGUGAAAGAGAGAGCUGCUCAGUUCUUUUCCACUGGAAAUCAGAGACCUGGUCAGGCAGGAACUGGACUUUCCUUCAGAGGCCAAUACUACAUGGAGGUGGGGUGAGGGAUCAGAGGUGGGAGCCUCCUGGAUGUCCCCAGCACAUGGCAGAAGCCCCGUGCAUCCCUCUAGUAGAGACCUGUGAAAAUGAAGAUCAAGGGCCUGUCUUCCUUCCCCAGAAACACUUCAGUG